GCCGAGCCAGGCAAGCAAAGCAAGCAAGCAAGCAAGCAAGCAGGCAGGCAGGCAGGCAGGACGGACUCCAGCCUCACAUUCAGGGACCGACGCGAACGUAUGGACAGCAAGACGCUCUUUUCUCUCAUUAAAGUUCCCUGACAUUUAUUUACCACAUUUAUAACAGGAAGUUUCCCUUUGGUGACAAGUGGGAGUGCGACGCCGUGCGUCCAGCUAGCAAGUUCGGUUGCGUUGGGCAUUGUGGACACUUCCAGAAAGCGAAAAGUUUGCAUUGGAUCUUUUUAAGGAAUGCCUGUGAUCAUUAGCGGGCCUCCAGACAGGUAACCAGGUGCUGCCGUCAUGGCGAGGCCAGCGAGGUGCCUGACUGGUUUUGCUGUGGUCACGCUGGCCCUGGUGGUGCUGAUGGCGUCUGUGGAAGUGGAUCAUGAGUGGCACUUCAAUGCAGCUCAGUGUCGUUACGCCCUUGGGAUGGAGGAUGGCAGCAUCCCAGACUCUGACAUCAGUGCCUCCAGUGCCUGGUCUGACUCCACCGAGGCCAAGCAUGGAAGGUUGAGCACAGGAGAAGGGGAUGGAGCUUGGUGCCCUGCAGGCGCUGUCUUCCCCAGUGGAGCUGAAUACCUUCAGGUGGACCUGCGCAAACUCCACUUCCUGGCACUGGUGGGCACGCAGGGUCGCCAUGCCGAUGGGCACGGCCAGGAGUUUGCCCGUAGUUAUCGGCUCCACUACUCCCGAGACGGAGUGAAGUGGAUCACCUGGAAGGACCGUUGGGGCCAGGAAGUGGUGUCAGGGAACGAGAACACCUACGAUGUUGUUCUGAAAGACUUGGGGCCUCCCAUAGUGGCCCGCAUGGUGCGCUUCUACCCACUGGCUGACAGGGUCAUGAGUGUCUGCCUUCGAGUGGAACUCUAUGGCUGUGUGUGGACGGAUGGUUUAAAGGCGUAUACAGCUCCAGUGGGCCAUGUCAUGAAUCUAUCAGGCAUGCCCGUCUACCUGAAUGACUCCACCUACGAUGGAAGCACAGAACAAAGGAUGCAGUUUGGUGGCCUGGGUCAGCUGUGCGACGGCGUCCUGGGAGGAGAUGACUUCAUAGAAACCAAAGAGCUGAGGGUGUGGUCGGGCUACGACUACCUGGGCUGGAACAGAGAUGUUCUCGGGAAGCCCAGUGUGGACAUUGAGUUCUACUUUGAGAGGCCACGCGUCUUCCAUACCAUGCAGGUGCACAGUAACAACCGUCACACUCAGGGUGUGCGGGUGUUCAACAAAGUGGAGUGUCUCUUCAAGCCCGGCAUCCUCCAGCCGUGGUCGUCUCCCGCCCUCACCCUGCCAGUCCCCCUGGAGGACCUGAAGGAUCCCUCUUCUCGGACCAUCUCCCUGCCACUGGGGGCACACGUGGCUCAAAUCCUGCACUGCAAGUUCUACUUCGCAGACCGCUGGCUGCUCCUCAGUGAGAUAUCGUUCCUCUCUGAGCCUUUUGAAAAGGAUGUCACACAGACAAAUUCCAUCCUUCCCACCACAAGUUCAUCUCCGUUCCCCAACCGCACCUCUUCUUCCUCCCCAGCGCCCAGUCUCAGCGCCUCUAAUACCACCACUGCACCUCCCACCAUUGCCAACUCCACCUUCACGAUGGACACCACUGCUAACUGGAUGCUGUCAGGCUCGGAGUUUGCCGCCGUGUCUCCAAAGGCGGGGCUUCCGGUGGCCAAGGACGACAGCAGCAACACAGCCAUUCUGAUUGGCUGCCUGGUGGGCAUCAUCCUGCUGCUGCUGGCUGUCAUUGCCGUCAUCCUGUGGAGGCAGUACUGGAAAAAGCUGCUGGGGAAGGCCCAGAACAGCCUCUCAAGUGACGAGCUGCGCGUCCACCUGUCCGUCCCCUCGGACAACGUGGUCAUCAACAACACGCACAGCUACUCCAGCCGCUACCAGCGCAUACACACCUUCCCAGAUGACCCCGAGCGGGAGGGCGAGUGCGAGUACCAGGAGCCCAGCGCCUUGCUCCGCCCACGGGACCACCGUGACAGCACGGAUCACAGGAAAGGCUCCGGGCCCAGCACCUGUCAGACUGAGGAAAAGAACCUCAAUGUGCCCCAUGCCUGUGGACUGGAUUUGGACCUGGAGAAGAGUUUCCCCCUGUCGCAGGACGAGCCUCCUCCCUACCCCGGGUCGCCGCCAUACCCUGCUCUGUCCCCGCCCGUGUCCCCCCCGCUGCCCCCCAGUGUGCCGCACUACGCCGAGGCCGACAUUGUGAGCCUGCAGGGCGUCAGCGGCAACAACACCUAUGCCGUGCCCGCCCUGGCCUCGUCCAGCCCUGGUGGGCCGGAUGCUGCCCCCUUACCAGAGCUUCCCAGACAGUGUCUGAUCUUCAAGGAGAAACUCGGGGAGGGACAGUUUGGCGAGGUGCACCUGUGUGAAAUAGAAAACCCUCAAGACCUCCCCAACCUGGAGUUCCCCUUCAACGUGAGGAAAGGUCGCCCUCUGCUGGUGGCUGUCAAGAUACUGCGGCCUGACGCUUCCAAAAAUGCCAGGAACGACUUCCUGAAGGAGGUGAAGAUCCUCUCACGCCUGAAAGACCCCAACAUCAUCCGUCUGCUGGGGGUGUGUGUGAGCAGCGACCCCCUGUGUAUGGUCACAGAGUACAUGGAGUGCGGAGACCUCAACCAGUAUCUCUCCCACCGAGUGCUGCUGGACAAGACCGGGCCUUCACACAACACUCCGACCAUCAGCUACCCGGCUCUUAUCUCCAUGGCCAGCCAGAUCGCCUCCGGCAUGAAGUUUCUCUCCUCGCUCAACUUUGUGCACCGCGAUCUGGCCACACGCAACUGCCUCGUGGGCGGCGAGAGGGGAGAGAGUGGAGGCGACCCGAGCGGUGAGCGCCACAUCAAGAUUGCCGAUUUCGGUAUGAGCAGGAAUCUGUAUGCGGGAGACUACUACAGGAUCCAAGGCCGAGCUGUGCUGCCCAUCCGCUGGAUGGCCUGGGAGUGCAUCCUCAUGGGUAAGUUCACCACCGCCAGCGAUGUGUGGGCGUUCGGAGUCACCCUGUGGGAGAUGCUGAGCGUCUGUCAGGAGCAGCCUUACUCCAACCUGACUGACGAACAAGUCAUCGACAAUGCUGGCGAGUUCUUCAGAGACCAGGGCAGACAGGUGUAUCUGGGCAAGCCUGCCGUGUGCCCUCAGGGUCUCCAUGAACUCAUGUUGAGCUGCUGGAACAGAGACUGCAAGCUCCGCCCAUCCUUUGGGUACAUCCACUCCUUCCUCACAGAGGAUGCCAUGAACAUGGUGUAAGACGCAUUGGCGGAGUCCACUGGUGGCGUUUAAAAAAAAACAACAGAUUUUGUUAUUUUUGGGUGGAGGGGGCUGCUGGAAGGGCUGCUGGUUCAGUUUACUCCCACACCAGACCCCCAGGGAACCGCAGUAACCGAGCUUGACAAGUGUAGAGCUGAGGCUGAGCUACAUGAUUUAGUGUAAUGUGGUGGGUGGUGGGUGCAUUCUGCAUUAGGAGCCUUUUCUUCUUCUUGGGACUUUUUUUCAGAAGGGGACACACAGGAAAUGAGGUAACAGGAAGUAUCUUCUCAUUUUUAGGUGUAGUGGUUCACAUAGCACAACUCCAUGCCCCAAUAAGUCAUCCUGUGAUCGACAGCUGAUCAAAGUUUAACCCUUCAGGAUAGCCCCCCCCCCCCCCCCAAUCCUGAACUGGAUAAGAAAGAGGUCAAGAAAAACGCAAUGUAGUGGUUCACAUAGUUGUCUUUCACGCAGCUGGUCCUAGCCUCUUGUCCAAAGUCAGCUGGGGUAAGCUUCAGCUCCCCUUGCCACGUUGAAAAUAGAUGUUAGGGGAUGAAACCUGUUGGUGUUGUAGUGGUUCACAUAGCUGCCUUGAGUUCAAUUCCUGGGCAGCCCGUCCAGGAUGACCUCCACCUUUUUAUGUAAGUCAGCUGGAAUGGACUCCCCCUGCAACCCUGAACAAGAUGAGAUGAGGGCUGUUGGGCGGGCGGUGUCGUGGUUUACGUCGCUGCCUGCGUUCUGUUCCUGGCAAAUCAGUCCAGUGUGACGCCCACCUGUCGCCCAAAGUCAGGAACAGACUUGGCACUAUAGAAACUGAUGUUGGGGAAUGAGAUCCAUUGAUGGUGUAAUGGUUCACAUGGCUGCCUCGGGCUCAAUUCCAAUCAGUCCUGGGUGUAGUCGGACCCCCCUGCCACUCUGAACAAGAGAAGUGGAUUGACAGAUGUUGGGAGAUGAGGGCCAUUGGCGAAUGUAGCGGUUUAUGUAGCUGCCUUCUACACAGCCCUCCCCUGGCUAGUAGCAAUCGGUCCAGUGUACCCCCACCUCUGUCCCCAAAGUCAGAAACAGGAUAAGUGGAAUAUAAAGCAGAUGAAUGUGGGAAGAUGAGGUCCAUUGGUGUUGUAGUGGUUCACAUAGCUGACUUGGGCUGAAUUCCUGGCCAAUUAGUCCUCCUGGGUUUAGUCCACGUCACGCCCCAAGUCUGGCAGCCCUGAACAGGAUACGGUGAGGCGUGUAGAACCACUUCUCCACUUUGUACUCAAAUGGGACUAUGUGACUAAAUGCAGACCAGACAAACUACAGUACACUUGCAGCCCCCAACAGCAUUUUUGAAGGGAAAAUGUGAUGACGAUGUGACAUGACCCUCCCUCCCCUUCAAGCAGAAAUGUCACUUCCAGUUUGGACAAGGAAACAAUUCCACAACCUCCUGCACUUUAACUCCAUCACACAUGUGACUGAUGAGCUGUUGCUAUGAUUCCUGCUUAUGUGGACUGAAGAGCAACGAAUGGACGACUGGAAGGACAUUGUUGGAUGUAAAAUAUUUUAAAAUGGCCGACACCCGAGGAUCUGCCCUGAGUGCUCUUUGACUGCCGAAAGUCUACGUUAUCGUCUACGCAUUGUACAGCACUGUUACUCAGUCCUCUACAUCAGUGGUUCUCAACUGGUUUGGCUGCGGGACCCACCAUCACCCAUCCAAUUGCCGACAUUUUUGAACGUAAACUUCUCAAACAUCUUAUUUAAUCCAUGACAUUUACUUAUUGAAAUUUGAAAUGUAGAAAGACUGUUUGCAACGAUUACGUGGUUGCCUAGAGGGCGCUAACUUUUAAACGUGUUGCAAGCAUUACAGUACAGGUAUAUCCUGCAUUCUUCCUGCUCCAAGCAUGUAAGCUGCACCCCAGGUAACCAUCUCUCACACACACACACACACACACACACACACACACACACACGCACAGGGCCUUUGCUAAGUGCUGGUGGUGUCAUUUUGAGCCAGUUGCAAACUGUCCCUUUAAUGAAAAGACAGAAAAAUGCAGUUUGAAUUUGACGUAGAAAGUCAAGAGAGCCCACGAUGUCACGAUCCCACUGAAAACUGCUCUGCCAACCACCUUGGGGUCGUGACCCACCAGUUGAGAAUCACUCCUCCACAUGAUCAAUGGAUAGUCGUUUACUGAUCACAAAUGGUUGCGGUGCCAUUUGAGUCCAUGUUUUUUGAUACACUGUAGUACAACUAAACAGUUUUUAUAGAUACUGUACAUGCUUUGUCUGUUGUUACAUGAAUAGUUUGUACAUAUUUUGAAUACAGAUCUGUAUUUUCCUGUACUAAUAUAUGGAAAACUCUCUUGUGAGAGUCUUCCGUAUCUUCUGUAGACACGCUUGCUACCUUGAUGCCGCAACCAUCCAUUGUGCUGUUUAUUUUUGUAGAUGUUUCAAUAAAGGUAAGACUUUUCGAAUAAAAAAAAAAACAAUAGCCG
Molecule: messenger RNA, 5744 nt
Organism: Dunckerocampus dactyliophorus (ringed pipefish)
Lineage: Eukaryota; Metazoa; Chordata; Actinopteri; Syngnathiformes; Syngnathidae
Gene: ddr1
Product: discoidin domain receptor tyrosine kinase 1
Exons: 20
Coding region: 340-3279 (979 amino acids)
Biological process (GO): protein phosphorylation; positive regulation of kinase activity; multicellular organism development
Cellular component (GO): signaling receptor complex; membrane
Molecular function (GO): protein tyrosine kinase collagen receptor activity; collagen binding; ATP binding
Source: RefSeq, a predicted model, not a curated record